AUGUUACCGCAGGCAGCUCGCUUGGUCGGCCUGCAGCUUUCCCUCUCCUGCUGCUGGGCCUUCAGCUGCCACGGCACGGAGUCAUCUCCCGACUUUAGCCUCCCUGGGGAUUACCUCAUCGCAGGCCUGUUCCCUCUCCACUCUGACUGUCUUGGGGUAAGACGUAGACCCACCGUGACCCUCUGUGACAGCCUCGACAGAUUCAAUGGCCAUGGCUACCACCUCUUCCAGGCCAUGCGGUUUGGCAUUGAGGAAAUAAACAACUCUACAGCCCUGCUGCCCAAUGUCACCCUGGGGUAUGAGCUGUAUGACGUGUGCUCAGAGUCAGCCAACGUGUACGCCACACUGCGUGUGCUCUCCCUGCUGGGGACACAUCACAUAGAGAUGCAAGGAAACUCUUCCCACUAUUCCCCCACGGCCGUGGCGGUGAUUGGGCCCGACAGCACGAACCACGCUGCCACCAGCGCUGCCCUGCUGAGCCCCUUCCUGGUGCCCCUGAUCAGCUAUGAGGCCAGCAGUGUGCUGCUCGGGGAGAAGCGGCAUUACCCCUCUUUCCUGCGCACCAUUCCCAGUGAUGAGCACCAGGUGGACACCAUGGUGCGGCUGCUGCAGAGGUUUGGGUGGGUCUGGAUCUCGCUGGUUGGCAGCGAUGGCGACUACGGGCAGCUGGGGCUGCAGGCACUUGAGGACCGGGCCACUCAGCAGGGCAUCUGCAUCGCCUCAAAGGACAUCAUGCCCUUCUCUGCUCGGCCGGGUGACGAGAGCAUGCAGAGCAUGACACAGCACCUGGCCCAAGCAAGGACCACUGUCGUGGUCGUUUUCUCCAGCAGGCAGCUGGCCAGGGUGUUCUUUGAAUCCGUGGUGCUGGCCAAUCUGACUGCCAAGGUGUGGGUUGCCUCAGAAGACUGGGCCAUCUCCAGAUACAUCAGCAGUGUGCCAGGCAUCUGGAGCAUCGGCACGGUGCUGGGUGUGGCCAUCCGGCAAAGGCUUGUCCCUGGCCUGAAGGAGUUUGAAGAGGCCUAUGUCUUGGCAGACAAAGGGGCCCAAAAGCCAUGCUCCAGGGGCUCCCGGUGCAGCGGCAACCAGCUGUGCAGAGAGUGCCGUGCUUUCACGGUACAGAAGAUGCCCACACUUGAAGCCUUUUCCAUGAGCUCUGCCUACAAUGUGUACCAGGCUGUCUAUGCUGUGGCGCAUGGCCUCCACCAACUCCUGGGCUGUGCCUCUGGAGCCUGUUCCAGGGGCCGAGUCUCUCCCUGGCAGCUGCUGGGGCAGAUCCACAAGGUGAAUUUCCUUCUACACGAGGACAUUGUGAUAUUUAAUGACAGUGGGGACCCCCUCAAUGGCUAUGACAUAAUUGUCUGGGACUGGAAUGGCCCCGAGUGGACCUUCAGGGUCAUUGGCUCCUCCACACAGUCUCCAGUUCGGCUGGACAUAAAUAAGACCAAAAUCCAGUGGCAUGGAAAGGACAACCAGGUGCCUAAGUCUGUGUGCUCCAGUGACUGUCCUGAAGGGCACCAGAGAGUGAUUGUGGGUUUCUACCACUGUUGCUUUGAGUGUGUGCCCUGUGAGGCUGGGACCUUCCUCAACAGGAGUGACCUCCACAGCUGCCAGCCAUGUGGGCGAGAAGAGUGGGCACCUGAGGGAAGCCAGAACUGCUUCCCACGCACAGUGGUUUUUUUGACUUGGCAUGAGCCCAUCUCUUGCAUGCUGCUGGCAGCUAAUACACUGCUCCUGCUGGUGGUGGCUGGGACUGCUGGCCUGUUUGCCUGGCACCUGGACACCCCUGUGGUGAGGUCAGCUGGGGGCAGGCUGUGCUUCCUCAUGCUGGGCUCCCUGGCUGGGGGCAGUUGUGGUCUCUAUGGCUUCUUUGGGGAGCCCACAGUGCCAAUGUGCUUGCUACGCCAAGCCCUCUUUGUCCUCGGUUUUGCCAUCUUCCUGUCCUGCCUGACAAUCCGCUCCUUCCAACUGGUCUUCAUUUUCAAGUUUUCUGCCAAGGUACCCACCUUCUACAAUGCGUGGGUCCGAAAUCAUGGUGCUGGCCUGUUUGUGGUGAUCAGCUCUACAGCCCAACUGCUUAUCUGUCUAACUUGGCUUGUGGUGUGGACCCCACUGCCCAUCAGGGAAUACCAGCGCUUCCCUCAGCUGGUGGUGCUUGACUGCACAGAGGCUAACUCUUUGGGCUUCAUGCUGGCUUUCGCCUACAAUGGCUUCCUCUCGGUCAGCGCCUUUGCCUGCAGCUACCUGGGCAAGGACCUGCCGGAGAACUACAACGAGGCCAAAUGCGUCACCUUCAGCCUGCUCCUCAACUUCGUGUCCUGGAUAGCCUUCUUCACCACGGCCAGUGUCUACCAGGGCAAGUACUUGCCCGCGGUCAACCUGCUGGCGGUGCUGAGCAGCCUAAGCAGUGGCUUCAGCGGUUAUUUCCUCCCCAAGUGCUAUGUGAUCUUGUGCCGCCCAGAUCUCAACAGCACGGAGCACUUCCAGGCCUCCAUCCUGAACUACACCAGGCGCUGCGGCUCCACGGCUCCACCUGACCACUGACUGGGUCGCGCAGGGCCACACCAGGCCGGGCCGACUGGAAGCCUCCCCUGCCCUGAGGGCUGAAGGUCGAGCGGGGCGCGCAGGGCCUGGGCUGUCUGGGAGGCCUUUGGGUUCCUUGGUCUUGGCUCGGGAAGCGUAAGCCCACGGGAAAGCACAGUCCGGGUUCCCGGCUGACAAUAAAGAGGUGAAAUGUGCGUCUAGGCUGAGCGUAUUGUCUGGAGCGAGGGUGGGGCGCGACCUCUUCAAGCCUGAGGGCGCCGCGCGGGGUAAUCGCAGCCGGAAUCUCGG
This is a messenger RNA of Manis javanica (Malayan pangolin), 2829 nucleotides long. RefSeq names its product taste 1 receptor member 1 (gene TAS1R1). Gene Ontology annotation, cellular component: plasma membrane. Gene Ontology annotation, biological process: G protein-coupled receptor signaling pathway; sensory perception of umami taste. The record is from RefSeq and is a predicted model, not a curated record. Lineage: Eukaryota; Metazoa; Chordata; Mammalia; Pholidota; Manidae. Gene Ontology annotation, molecular function: G protein-coupled receptor activity.